Molecule: messenger RNA, 822 nt
Organism: Knipowitschia caucasica
Lineage: Eukaryota; Metazoa; Chordata; Actinopteri; Gobiiformes; Gobiidae
Source: the annotation of a GenBank genome assembly
AUGUGUAGAGCGACCUCUGCUGGAGUAGGCAGUAACCUCCAGGACCACCUGGAGCUGUACGUGCAGCAGCAGUGUCUUCAGCCGAUCACGCUCUACAAGUCCCAGAAACCUCUGCACAUGGUCCGGAUCGGACUGGAGUGGCUCACUAUGUUCACUGGUUAUGGAGCCACGGCUCACCUGGAGAGUGGGGGGUUUAUCCGCAGUCGUCCUGGAGUCUCACAUCCAGACAUUCAGUUCCACUUCCUGCCGUCGCAGGUCAUCGACCACGGGAGGAAGAACUCUGAGGUCGAGGCCUACCAGGUCCAUGUGGGGCCCAUGCGCAGCACUAGUGUGGGUUGGAUGAAGCUGAAGAGCCCUGAUCCUCUGGAGCAUCCCAUCCUGCAGCCCAACUACCUCUCCACUGACAUAGACGUGUGGGAGUUCCGAGAGUCGGUGAAACUGUCUCGGGAGAUCUUCGCUCAGAAAGCCUUCGAUGCCUUCAGGGGGGCGGAGCUUCAGCCCGGUCCUUCCGUCCAAUCAGACGCAGAGAUCGAUGCGUUUGUGCGGCGGCGUGCGGACAGUGCGUACCACCCGUCCUGCACGUGCCGCAUGGGCGCCGAGAGCGACCCCCGUGCCGUGGUGGACGCCAACGGCCGCGUGCUGGGGCUGGACGCUCUGCGGGUCGUGGACGCCUCCAUCAUGCCCAGCAUCGUCAGCGGCAACCUGAACGCUCCCACCAUCAUGAUGGCGGAGAAGCUCAGUGACAUCAUCAGAGGGCGCCCGCCACUGGUGGACCACGGCGUUCCAGUGUACAAACCGCUAACGCUGCAGACGCAGAGAUGA